Triticum aestivum (bread wheat) is the source of this 1602-nucleotide messenger RNA. RefSeq lists its product as uncharacterized. The transcript is spliced from 4 exons. The record is from RefSeq and is a predicted model, not a curated record. NCBI's taxonomy places the organism in Eukaryota, Viridiplantae, Streptophyta, Magnoliopsida, Poales, Poaceae. Bases 319 to 1596 code for a protein of 425 amino acids. Gene Ontology annotation, molecular function: lipid binding. Gene Ontology annotation, cellular component: endoplasmic reticulum.
GCCCUGCACGUCCGCCCCUCCAUUGACAAUGCUGACUUCUUCUCCGCCUCUUCUUCUUUCCUAUGUCCUCUUGUGCGCUGCAGAGCAGCCUCGCCUGGGAAGGUCUCCUCGUCAUCGUCGUCGCCCAUGGCGGUGGCGAUCUUCCUCUCGGGCUUCCUCCUGGGCCUCCUCGCGCUCGCUCUCACGGAGGGGGCGGCGCUUCUCUAGGCCGUCCGCGCGCUGCGCCGCCGCGGGCCAAGGCCUCCGCCUCCGGAGGCCGCCGCCGCCGAGCUCUCCGGCGACCGGCCGUUCCCCGCCGAGAAGCAGGGUUUUCUCUGGAUGUUAGAGCCAGGAAAGGUGCCAAAAGUUAGGAACGGCAACCGCUUACCACCAACUGGGGUUCAGAAAGGCGUGAAGGAUAAAAAGAACAUCGUUGAGGUUUCUCCGAUAAGGAUGUGGGCUAAAAUUCAAGGCCACUCGCUUGUCUUGACAGGUUCCGAUGGUUCUCAGUUAACUAUUGGGCUUCUGGAUUGCACUGUUCUUGCUGUUUCUGCUUCUAACCUACCGUCGCGUAAAUGGUCUAAGAGGUAUCCGAUAAAACUAGAAAGCAAGGAAUCUGAGAUUUGCAAGCGGAGCAAGGUAUGCUAUCUUUAUGUGGACACCUCUUGGGAGAAAGAAUCAUGGUGUAAAGCACUUCGUCUUGCAUCUUCUACAGACAAGGAGAAACUGAAAUUGCAUACUAGGUUGAGCGAAGAGUUCAGAAGUUACAUAUCCUCUUUACACGCUGGAUACCCUUGUUUCCUGAAAUCAACUGCACUUUCUGCUGAGGAUCGUGAAAUUAUGGACAAGGCAGUAAAAUCUGAUGGGUCGUCAAAAGUACGCCUUUUCCUUAAGAAGUUUGCUAGGAAGGCAUCUAUAAAAGCUCCCCAGUUGACUAGAACAUGCUCGACCUCAGCACAAGCAGAAAGAAAGACGUUCCAAAAAACACGCAGCUACAUUGGUGCCGCACUAAUUGAUGCACAAGAAGAAAGGUCAAGCAGUAGUUCAUCAUCACUAGACAUAAAGCAACCCAGUACCCCUAGUUCUGAUUUCAGUUACAGCAACAGAUUCUCAGAUUCUCCUGAAACAAAUGUAGAUGAAAAGUUUACUGAUGAAGGCACACUUUGUUGGAACCUCCUAAUCUCUCGGUUGUUUUUUGAUGCUAAAAUGAGUGAUGAUAUAAGUAAAUCCAUUAAAGCACGCCUUCAGCGAAAAUUGUCAAACAUGAGAACUGCCUCCUAUAUUGGUGAAAUUACACUUACUGAUUUCAGUCUUGGAGAACUUCCACCAUAUUUGCGUACGAUGAGAGUCGUCCCAAGGGAUCUAAAUGAACUGUGGGCUUUCGAAUUUGAUUUUGAAUAUUGUAGUAAAAUAAUACUGAAUGCUGAAGCAAGACUUGAGGUUCAGGAACCAGGGCUGCAAAAAGACAUAAUGAGAACUACUGUCGAAGCAGAUUCUAAUGGCAACCAAUUUGGACCUUCGCAACUUUUGGCUUCUGUAAUGGAAGAUGAAGAUGAGGCAGGUUUGUUUGAAGUUUUCAUACAUUUUCUUUCCAUUGCUUAUUAUUUCUCAGAAUGACCAUUU